Aureobasidium pullulans EXF-150 is the source of this 4887-nucleotide messenger RNA. RefSeq lists its product as uncharacterized. The record is from RefSeq and is a predicted model, not a curated record. The transcript is spliced from 4 exons. Bases 1 to 4887 code for a protein of 1628 amino acids. Gene Ontology annotation, biological process: barbed-end actin filament capping; actin filament severing. NCBI's taxonomy places the organism in Eukaryota, Fungi, Ascomycota, Dothideomycetes, Dothideales, Saccotheciaceae. Gene Ontology annotation, molecular function: phosphatidylinositol-4,5-bisphosphate binding; actin filament binding.
AUGGACGAUAGCCCCGAUCUCGAUACAAACGCCUUCCUCGAGAGCGUCCGCGAACUCAAGGAGAAGAGACAGAGGGAAGACAAUGAGCGUCAGGAGCAAUUAGAAGCCCAGAUCGCGAGUUCACGACUCGCGAGGAAGUUGGAGAGAGAACGAGAGAUGGCUUCACCACACAUGUCGCCGUCAACGAGUCCGCAAAGGGCCUCCCCUAGCAGCGCCGUGCCAUCUCGCGCCAGCACACUUUCGCGCCCGCCCCGCAGUCGGCCCAUGUCUGUUGACAUGGGCUCACCCACGAGGGCCUCGUCCAUCAGGCCCAUGAGCAUGAUGUCCAUCCCCGAGAAGGGCGCGCCUCUUCCCUCACGCGACUCUCAGCGCUUUGCCGCACCGGACAGUGCCGACCCUGGACUUGGUCGAACCAUGUCGAGUGCGCAAAGCCGUCUGGAUCGCCCCAGUUCGCGUCCUAGCUCGCCAACCAAGGGCAUGGGUGGCUUUGUUCAGAGUGCCAUGCUCAAGCGCAAUGACAGUGUCAACAAGAGAUGGAGUGUCACAGCCGGUCCCUCGACUCUGGCCCGCAAUGAUUCGACUGCCAGUUUCCGCAGUGCUACCAAUGCCGAUGAAACUCCUUCUCGCCCUUCCUCGAGCCAUAGCACCAUCAGCAACCUGAACAUUGCCCCUGAGUCGGACAUCAAGGAGGAGAAGUCGGAGAGACCGCUCAAUACCAGACAUUCGCGCUCAAGAUCAUUGGCUUCCUUCUCCGGACAGGAGCCCAUCCCGGAAGGUCUUAUGUCACCACCCCUCAGUCCCAACAAGAGAUGGAGUCGCAGUCCAACCAAGGCUAGCUGGCUUGAAAGUGCCCUCACCCGUCCAGACUCGCCCAAGCCCCUCGCAUCAGCACAAUCGAAUCAACCUAGUUGGAUGGCAGAUCUCGCAAAGGCAAAACAACAACGGGGCACUGCUGAAGCCUCGCCAUCACAAGAGAACAUCGAUGCUGCAAAAGCCCAAGACACACCCACGUUUGGCCAAGGCCUGCUGAAGAGGUCGUCCAUGAGGCACACUCCAACUCACUCUCCCAGUGCUUCAAGAAACGUCACUCCCCCUACGAAGGCUAAGCCUGUUUCUCUCGUCGGCAAAUCUGCUCUCCCCGAGCCUUCCACUCCCUCACUCAACUUGACGCCCAAACUUCCCGAGAAGACGGGAUCCGAACAGCAAGAGCCGGUAAAAGAAGUACCUAAGAGAGAGGAGAACGAGAAGGAGUUGCCUGUGGAGGAGAAGGUGAAUGACAAGAGUUCCGACAAGAAGGAGGCUACACCUGAGAAGGAAGAGUCUAUCAAGCCAGUCCCUUCUAAGCCCAGCGCGCUUUCCUCAAGGGUCACCGAGAAGGAGCCAGCCAAGCCUGCUGCGCUGAAGUCGAGUGUCUUGUCGUCGGCUCCUACCCUUCCUCCCAAGCCACAAGCAUCCGACUCUCUUGAUACAACUGCUUCUUCAUCGCCCAGAUUCCCUGCCCUGAAGUCACCAGAAAUGAGAUCAGGAGAGUUCAAAUCGCCUGAACUGAAGCAAGAAACUACACCCAAGACCGACUUCCGUUCCGGUUUGAAAUCUCGAAGCGGUACCAUCGGAGCGCAGACACAGCAGGAGCCCGAGUUCAAGGCCUUGUUUGGCAAGCUUAAGAAAGCUCAGACUGAGAAGUAUGUGGCCCCUGACGAGCUGAAGAGCAACAUUCUUCGCGGCAAGGCAGGCCUAUCUCUCAGCGCUGGUCCUCAAAAGACAGAGCGACGCGAUGAGUUGAAAGAAAGCUUGUUGAAGAAGAAGGAAGAGAUGAACAAGGCCGCCGUGGAGAAGCCUGCGCCUGAGCCCAAAAUCUCCCCUGCCCCUUCAUCUGUACCAGAGGCACUUUCGAUCAGAAAACAACUUGGCCGUUCUAACAGCACGCUUAACGUUCCUGCGCCUGCCAAGUCGCAUAGAGACAUUACGCCUGAGGCACUAUCGUUCCACAAGAAUCUAAGAGGCAAGCCCAAGGCCCCUGAGAAGAGAAGCAGCGUUACAGAAAAGGUGGAGCUGAAAAGAGCUUCUCUUGAAGCAAAACCAUCCGUUGUCGCAUCUGACGAGAAGCCCGCCGAGGAAGCACCUACUGCGCUGAAGAGCGAAGAGAAACCUGAGCCCAAGAAACAAGAGCUUCCCGAGCCAGAAAAACGUGAGCUCCCCAAGCCAGCAACACAGGAGCUUCCUAAACCAGUACAGCAGGAGCCAUCUAAACCCCAGGCGCAAACAAGACCUAUGUCGAACAAAAUCGCCGAUCGUUUCAACCCAGCUCUCGCAGGACUGUUAGCGCGUGGCCCACCGAGCACGUCGAAUACACCUCCAUCGGGCUCUCCAUUCUCUCCUCCUGCGAUCAACCGCGCUUCAACUACACAAGACCAGGAACCUGGAGAAGGCACUCAGCUUACACACAUGACCAAGAGUCGUGCCAAGGGUCCCAAGAGACGUAAGCCCAAGUCGAGCGCACCUGCAGAGACUGUCAAAGCAACACCUGAGCCCGAAAAGCGCAUCUCAUCCAUCAACUCGGCAAAGUCAAUCGACCUAUCAUCACCGAGCUCGCCCGUGACUAAGACUCCCGUGCAACCUCGACCAAAAUCCGCAGCCGUGAGGGCUGCUUCCAUCAAUCUCUCGAAGCCACCUGUUGCCGAAACCGAGAAGCCAAAGACACUUACACCGACAAAGUCAAUGACAUUCCCUUCUGUCCAGUCUGAGAAGCCAAAGACUCCCGUCUCGGCCAGAUCAUCUCUUGAGGUUUCGACAACAGCAGGUGCAGAAAAGCCUAAGCCAGUCACACCCGUGAAGCCAGUUCUGAGCACUCCUUCGCCGAUGGUUUCUGACAAACCCCCGACACCCGCCACUGUCAAGACACCUCUUCGCACUCCUUCAUCGACAAUUACUGCUAGGUCCACGACACCCAUCUCUGUCAAGACUCCUCUUCGCACUUCCUCGGCUAGCUCUUCGGUGAGCGCACAAUCAAUACCGAACGUUGUAACUCCUGUUUCGGCGGCUCGCCAGCCAUCUGGCUUCAGUCGACCCCUCCCUUCCAAGCCUCUUCCGAGCUUGGGCAUGGCUGCCUCGAGGUCACAAGACAAGCCUUUGCCACCGCUGAACACAACUGAGGCAGAUAAGGAAAACCAAAGUUUCGCGUCAGUCAAGAGUGCGGCAUCGAUGUGGGGCAAGCCAGUACAGCAGACAACACCACAGAAACGUGCUCCUAUUGAGUUGCCCACCAAGAAGGACGAAGAGGCCGCAAUGCUGUCUGCAGGACUCCUCUCGAAUUCACCCCUUAGAUACAAUGCAUCGCCAAAGAUGGGACUUGGUAUUUCUGAAGACUCCAUCAAGUCGCCCAAACGGACCAACGGGCAUGAGCAAGUACAAUCACCCAGCUCAGGAGCACCACCCAAGCCAGCGAAGAGCUCGAGAAUUGUCAGCGGUCAAUUGAGUACCAAAGACCUACCUCAUUUGCCCGACAUGAUUGACCUUCCAGCUGGCCGCGAUCUGUCCGACUUCUUUGGCGAAGUGCCCAAGUCGCAUAACCAAUUGCAGCUCAACACCGACACUCAGACAGUGCUGCGUUCUAGGUCGGGAGAAUCCGACAAGAUCAAGACUCUGCGAUCGUCAAUCCAAGAAAUCAAGUCGGAUGGUACUCUGAUACCCCUUCCGGCACAACAGGAGCAUAUCUUGUACGAGAACUCGAUGUACAUUUGCACUCACAUCUUCUACACUGCCAACAUGACUAGGAUGGCGGAGGUGUAUCUCUGGUGUGGUGAUCGCAUAUCGGAAUCAACUAUUCAUGAAACACAAGUCCAUGCCAAGCGCAUCGCUAGAGAGGCAGGAGCUGGCCAAAAGUCAACACAGUUGUACAUUAUUGAUCAAGCUCGCGAACCAGCAAACUUCUUCCAAGCACUCGGUGGUAUUGUGAUUACACGCCGUGGUUCACGCGCAGAGAGCUCAACAGCGCCAUACAUGCUUUGCGGACGCCCACACAUGGGCCACAUUGCCUUUGACGAAGUCGACCGUACCAAAAGCAGUCUCUGCUCUGAGUACCCGUACAUCGUCGCCCGUCCCAUCACUCUCCAGGAGACAAAGAUUUGGCUAUGGAAGGGCAGUGGUUGUGGCGCAACCGCUAUUGGGAGCACUCGUUUGAUCUCCAUGGACCUGAACCCUGGUGGUGGAUUCACCGAGAUCGACGAAGGCAAAGAGACAGCCGAGUUUCUCUCGGCGAUCCACGAUUCUGGCAGUGAAAGCGUUUGUCAAUCUCCAGCAUUGUGGAAAGGAAAGAGCGGCAACUGGGAGCAUUCCUCGGUCCGCUUGUUCAAAAUCGAGACACAAGAGAAGCCCAAACAAACAGCCACAUCACUGUUCACGAGCUAUUUCUCCCGUCGCCCUUCAUGGAGCGCACCCAAGUCUCCUUCCACCGACCGCCCCAACAGCUCCGGCUCCAACAAAUCACCCACCACCGAGUUCGAAGCCUCAAUUUCAGAAAUCGCACCGUUCACUCAAGAUGACUUGGAACCAGAAGGCUGCUACAUCCUCGACGCCAACUCAGAAAUCCUCGUCUUACCCGGACCUCUGCUUUCAAAGCAGGCAUUAUGGCAACAUGCGUUCGUUCAAGCAUGUUUGUUCUCUCACGACUAUGCCAUCCUCUCUGCUAGUUUGGAAGACAGACCUGCUAUCCCCAAGGCUAGAGUCGUACUUGGCGGUUUGCCUAGAGAAGUCAAGGUGAAAUUCAGACGUUGGGAGGAAAGGAGAGGGCUUUGGGGUUCUGGCGGCUUGAUGGCUGGAAGAGUCGGUGGUGAGCAAGGGGGUAUGGUUGAAGUUAGAGAUGUUUUGGGUAUUUGUUGUGGGCUCUGA